This is a messenger RNA of Branchiostoma floridae (Florida lancelet), 5915 nucleotides long. RefSeq names its product ATP-dependent RNA helicase DDX3X-like. Gene Ontology annotation, molecular function: ATP binding; RNA helicase activity; RNA binding. Gene Ontology annotation, biological process: cell differentiation; gamete generation. The transcript has 16 exons. Gene Ontology annotation, cellular component: P granule; nucleus. The coding region runs from base 123 to 2312 and encodes 729 amino acids. Lineage: Eukaryota; Metazoa; Chordata; Leptocardii; Amphioxiformes; Branchiostomatidae. The record is from RefSeq and is a predicted model, not a curated record.
GUGACGUCAGAGGCCGACGGUAUAAGUAGUUUCCGAUGCCUCCAUCUUUUUGUUAGACCAUUUCAGAAAAUUUCAGUUCACUGAUAGUUUAAGGAGAAAAUCGUCCACGAUAUUUUCUAGUUAUGAGUCAUGAUGGAAGACAAAAUGGACCUAGUCUAGAUCAGCAGUUGGCUGGCCUAGACUUGAACGCUGCUCCUGGGCAGGGAGGAGCAGGUGGAGGAAUCGAUAAGGGAAGGUACAUACCUCCUCAUGUGCGCAACCGUCAGACCAACGAUUUUGGCCCCCCAAAUUCUGGCGGGUUCAACCGUUUGGACUCUGGCUAUGGCGGUGCGCCCCAUCUCAGUGAUGGCGGCUUCGGCGCCUACAACGGGGCCGCGAUCCCGGGGUAUGGCGGUGGAAACUUCCAGAAUUUCCAACGCCGUGACAACUUUGGGAACUUCGGGGGCCCCAGAGGUUUUGCGGGCCCGCCUCCUUUUGUGAAUGCUGCGAUUCCUCAGCAGAACUUCAAUAACUUCGGCGGGCGCGGGGGCGGCCGUCCGUACCAAAACCAGGGAGGGCGUGGUGGGGGGUUCAACCGCAACUUCGGAGGAAGGGACAACCGCAACUUUGGCGGGGGUAACCAGUGGGAUGGAGGGCGGCAGAAUAACCGCUGGGACCGCAGCAAUGAGCAGCCGUCCAACAACCGCUGGAGCCGCGACGAUCGAAAAGCGGGCGGAGACAACUACCCUCCGCCCGAGGACGCUGAUUGGAGCAAGCCGCUUCCUCGGAAUGAGCGCAUGGAAAGGGAGCUGUUUGGAAAGAGCAACACGGGCAUCAACUUUGACAAGUAUGAGGACAUCCCUGUGGAAGCUACAGGGGAGAGCUGCCCACAGCACAUUAGUGAGUUCACUGAUCUGGACCUGGGUGAGAUCAUCAGUAACAACAUCAAGUUGUCCAACUACAUGAAGCCCACCCCAGUGCAGAAGUACGCCAUCCCCAUUGCUAGGGCUAACCGAGACCUGAUGGCCUGUGCACAGACCGGCUCUGGAAAAACUGCAGCAUUCCUGAUCCCCAUUCUCAGUCUGAUCUAUGAGAACGGACCUCAGGGACUGCCACAGCAUGGCCGUCAGUACGGAGGCAGCGGCAGCAGGAAGCGAUACCCCCUGGCCCUGGUGCUGGCGCCCACCCGUGAGCUCGCCUCACAGAUCUACGACGAGUCCAAGAAGUUCGCCUACCGUUCCCACGUGCGCCCCUGCGUGGUGUAUGGAGGCGCGGACAUCGGGGGUCAGAUGCGCGACCUUGAGCGCGGGUGCCACCUGCUGGUGGGCACGCCCGGCCGACUGGUGGACAUGAUGGAGCGCGGCAGGAUCGGCCUGGACUAUAUCAAGUAUUUGAUUCUGGACGAGGCUGACCGCAUGCUGGACAUGGGGUUCGAGCCGCAGAUCCGGCGUAUUGUGGAGCAGGACACCAUGCCCGGCACUGGCAAACGUCGCACGAUGAUGUUCUCUGCCACCUUCCCUAAGGAAAUCCAGAUGCUGGCUCGUGACUUCCUGGACAACUACAUCUUCCUGGCGGUGGGUCGUGUGGGCAGCACCAGCGACAACAUCACGCAGAAGGUGGUGUGGGUGGAUGAGCAGGACAAACGAUCCUUCCUGCUCGACCUGCUCAACGCCACAGGUAAGGAAGGCGCAGACUCCCUGACCCUGACGUUUGUGGAGACCAAGAAAGGAGCUGAUUCCUUAGAGGCGUUCCUGUACAGUGAGGGCUACCCGGUGUCGUCCAUUCAUGGCGACCGCUCCCAGCGCGAGCGUGAGGACGCUCUGAUGACUUUCCGUACGGGCGUGACGCCCAUUUUAGUGGCAACAGCUGUUGCCGCUCGAGGUCUGGACAUCCCAAACGUGAAGCACGUGAUCAACUUUGACCUUCCCAGCGACAUUGACGAGUACGUACACCGUAUCGGUCGUACUGGCCGUGUUGGCAACCUGGGAUUGGCCACCUCGUUCUUCAAUGACAAAAACCGCAACGUCGUGCGCGACCUUGUGGACAUCCUGAUCGAGUCGAAGCAGGAGCUGCCCCCAUGGCUGGAGUCCAUGGCGUACGAGGAGCGUCGCCAGCAGAGCAGCGGCCGCAACCGAGGCCGCAACAGGUUCCAAGGCGGGUUCGGUUCCCGUGACUACCGCCAGCAGAACCGCAGCGGCGGCGCCCAGCAGCGAGGGGGCGCGCCCAGCUACGGCGGCUUCACCCACUACCAGCCGGCACAGGGGUACGGCGGGUACCCUCCCGGCGCCAUGCGCCAGCACGACCAGCAGUCCUUCGACUGGUGGGGCAACUAGGUCGGACCACCCCCCAGCCCCCACAACGGUUGCCAGACUAGUAGAUAUCAUUAGUAUAUAGUAGUCACCCCGUUCCCAUGUGGCACACAAAUCCCAUGAUCCUUUGAGAGAUUACCUGGGACCUACAGAAGUUCAUAUCCAUCAUGCAUUGCAUCACUGGCCAUGGCCUUGUAACUUGAUAUAGCAUGAAGUGUAUGUGAACAAGGCAAAGAUGCAAUAUUAUAUCCUGAUACGAAAAAAACACAUGAAAUACCGCAUAUUGUCAGGAAGCCUUCACAUAUAAUUGUUAAGCAGGGUAAGGUAAAGAAAUGACCGAGAGAGUAUAACAAAAGCCCGCGAGCAGAGUUGAAUUUAAGUGUUACAAAAAAAAAUUGAAGGGUCAGCUUUAGAAAAGGAAGGCUGGGCUAGGUGAAAGCUGGAGGGAUUUUUAUGAAGGAAGAAUGCCAACCAGUAGUUGUUGACAUUGUCUUACAGUUGACAUUUACUGAAGCUUUUACCAUUGUAAGCAUUCGGAAUAUGCCUGUAUUAGGAGUAAGGCUUAUAGGCAUGACGACUUUAUAUAGUACCCAGCCAUUUUACAGCUGUAAAAAUUAUGCAUAUGUUGCUGUCUCGUCGACAGCAAUUCGUACAAGGCUUUCCAGAGUUGCAAAGGACCAUGGGAGUAUUAUUGGAGUUGUUUACUAUUAACUUGUUUCCAUGUUAUAAUAACCACGACGUUCGUUGACAAGGUUUUUUGGUAGGAGUGUAGAGAGUAUUUCUGACGAACGAGAGCUGCUGUUCUGUUUUACAUCCCGCUCCCACGGGAGCCUGUGCUGUGUAGAGACUCAGAUGUUAAACUGCGGAAAAAAACAACAACAAGAAGUCAGGGAAUGGAAGUUCCUGUUGUAGCCACGAUUCUGCAAGGAAAGCAGUUGUUGAUUCAAAGUUCCACGAAAUUCCGGUGGGGUUCCGUGCGUUUGUGGAACGGCACGUGACCACUGACUUUAGGACUCCAGACUAGUGGCCUUUUGUUAAGGCUAAAAAGUGUUCAACCAGGAGUUUGCCGACUCUGUGCAUGUCGACUGCACUGAAUCGUCUCCAAGUUACCUGGAAUCCCCCUGGAAUCAGCUAGGUGUCGCUUCCCAUUUUCACCAGUGGUAUCGUACUGGUAAGCUCGGCCAGUAUUGUUGGCUGUUCAGGUGGACAGCCAAAUCUCUGUAUACAACAUUGUUUAAGUACUGCACUGUAUAUUAUACAUGACCAUUUUUUGCUAAUGGAAUUUGAGAUGUGAAGGGUACCUCAGUACCAGGGCUACGACCAAGACAAAUCAAUCAGGGUUUGUUCACUCCGAGAGUUAACUAGCUGUCAACUAAGGGGAAAGCAAGCCAUCUCCGUUUAAAGGGGAGUGAACAGAUUCAAGUGUUCACUCGAGAAGAGUGGACGUGUUCAGUUUGACGUCGAGUGAGCUAAGUAUUCACUCCACGAGAGGGGGUGUAGUGUUCACUCUUUUCACGAGUGAACCCAAGUGUAACAUAUGAAGCGUGUCUGCGUUUCGUCGCAGAUGUCAUACCAGGGGGUCUGGGUUCAACCCAGAACAUAGAACUAACGCCUUUCCCUGGGACUGAGGUAGAGUGAAGCGUGUGGCCCAACUUCUCUUAGCAUUUAAAACAUUAUACAACCGAUGAUUGAAGAGUGUACAUAUCUUUGAACAGUGCUGGCUACGUUGGGGCCGGCUAUGUUGUCGUCCUGAUGCCUCCACGUGCCUGUGCCAGCCAGCACAACUGUACGCUCCUGUGGAAAGAAAAGGAUAUAAAAUUCUCUAUUUUUGUACAAGUUGAUAGCCUCUGAAAGCGAAAUGAAAAAUUCUGUAUAAGCAUUUUCCACUACAAAGUAAAGGAUAGCCACUUUUAAGCAUAGUUGACAGUUGAACCAAAAUUGUGGUCCGAAAAUGUUGUAAUAUCUUUGCAAAUGAAGUAUUUUAUUUUCAGUCCAAGUAGGUAUGUGACCAGGAAGCUGCUGUGUAUUAUUCUCUGUGACGCCCGUUAGAAGCACAGGGACAGAUUUCACAUGUUGCACUUUAUUUUUUAACAUGUCAGAACUUGUAGUAUGACAGCGUCCAAGAUCAGUAGACGGAUUCGUUUUUAGGUGUCGAAAUUAUGAUGGAAGAAAAAGCAGGUCUGAUGUUGCCUGUCAGUUGAUUCUAUCUGAUGCUAGGAGGGAACUUCUAGACAAUGAUUGCAUAUCUGGCACAUUGGAAAGUACAAUUUAGUCAAUAAGUAAUAGAUGAAAGAACUGUAUUAGAUUCUGUAUGUGUUAAAUCUUUAGCUGUAUCGCUAAAACUUCGAAAACUACUGUACCUCCGGUACUUGUCAUGUUUGCGAGGUAACGCUCGUGACGUUUGGCACGAAAGUAUGGGAGGAUCUAUCUCAACCUGGUGCUAUUAGUUUGCAAGGGAUGAUUUUGGGUUAAUAACGUCAAGUCCAGAGUGUUGCAUUGAGUCGCCACUGACCCUUAUUAGCUUUUCUUCAGUAUCUGUUGUACAUCUGUUAUAAAUUGUAGCAAAUUUAAGUAUGUUUUUCGUAAAUUGCUGCAUGUCAUACCAAAUGUAGGCUAUUGUUAGAGAAGAAAAUUUGAGCAUUCCAGAGGUAUCAUUACUAGCUUUUUAUUUUAUUGGAAAGAUGUACAGAGAGAGGGGAAGAUGCAAUAGGUUCAUUUUGUAUAGACCUCAGUUGACAGCGAAGCUAAAGAGGGGCAGUGUGGACUUGCUGCCAAUGAUUUUGGGCCAUUACCAUUACUAAGUAUAUGCUGUACAGAAUUGUUACAUUCGGCCGAGUUGGGCCAACGUUAAGAGGCAAAAGACUUGUAUGUUGAAGCAAUCUCAAGUUAUUUAUUUUAAACUCAAAUUCUGCUGUAUAUCAUUGUACAGUGCGGUCACAAUCUAACCAGACCGCGCGAUAUUUUUGUUCCCGAUGUUGUAUCAAUGCCAAAUUCCACAUUCUUCACUGCAGUGUAUGUAUAUGCGUACUAUGGUGCUGUGCUAUCAGCUGAUCUCACCCCCCUCCUGCCAAGCACAGAGGUAUACAAAGAUAACAACAGGAAAGAGUGAGGGGGUGGAUCUGCUGAGAAGCACGGCACACAUGAUUACUUUUAUGACAAGAAUGGCAGUUCUUACUGUAAAAUAACAUUCCUGAGAUAUGUCAGAGGUGCGUUUGUCUACACAUCACAGCCCCCUUGCCACACCUCCACCCUGACCAUCCCUUGGCAUCCAGUGGUACAUCCCAGGCCUCCAUACAAAACUGUUGGAGCUGGGUCGAACCACUAUGCCUAGAGGUACGGAUGGGUGCGGUGGAACUGGGUAAGAAGGAGAGGGUGGCUCAUAGAAAAUAGGAUGGCACAGAAACUUUGUUCGUAGGUAAUUUACAUACAUACAGAGUAUUUUAUCUAUUAUAAUAUGUAAUAAUUCUGUAAUGUCUGGCAGAAAAAGGUCCCAUCCUUGUGUCUUGAGAGUUCUUAUGUUUCUUGGUGUUCUUUCUAUAGUUUGUUGCAAAACACUUUGUGGGGGUCGACACAAGACCGUGUCAUGUUUUGUACUUACUAAGGUCAUUAAACAUGUUGAAGAUAAAA